Xiphophorus hellerii (green swordtail) is the source of this 2524-nucleotide messenger RNA. RefSeq names its product allantoicase (gene allc). Gene Ontology annotation, biological process: allantoin catabolic process. Gene Ontology annotation, molecular function: allantoicase activity. The transcript is spliced from 11 exons. Lineage: Eukaryota; Metazoa; Chordata; Actinopteri; Cyprinodontiformes; Poeciliidae. The coding region runs from base 902 to 2101 and encodes 399 amino acids. The record is from RefSeq and is a predicted model, not a curated record.
UAAGUUUAUAUACGAAUUAUAACCAACAACAGACUAAAAUAUGGGGGGAUGGAUCCAUCAAAAUGUUACGUUUUGGACUUUUGCCUUAAAAUCCUCCGAUCUUCGGGGCUCAUCUCCCAAAACUGAAAAUAUUUCCUCAUUUAAUAUUCAGCAGUUCUUAGAUUAUACAUUUAUAUUGCAGAGUGGUGCAGUGAAACGUUAGUAAAUGUAGGCACAUUAAAUACUUUAAAAGUGUAACAUAUAAAUAUAUACAUUUUAAAUUCGAUGACAUUUCAUUUGUAGGAGUUAUUGCUGCAAAAAUCAUUGACUCAUUGCAGUCAGCAGAGUUUCCUUGGAGAGAAAAUGUGCUUUUAUUUAACCUGAUUAUGUGCUUAAAAGGACUAAAUUCAGUGAAUAAAUUAAAUCAGUUUAUCUUGUAAAGUUGCAGGAAUUACAGUGUAAUUACCUAUUAUCUCCACUAGGUGGUGGAAACUGAUCAAAAUCACUUUAUUUGUCCUUCAGAUCAAAACAUUUAAUCUGAAAACAUUAAAACUCAGAUGUGAGUUUAUUCCAUUUCUAACUGAAUUCACCUCUAAAAUACAAAUUAGAUGGACAGAAGUUUUUUUUACAGUAAAUCACAAUAUUAAUCGACUGUGUAGUACAUCCACUCAGUAGUUGGUAGAGGCUCCUUUUGCAUUAAUUACUGCAUUGACAGGUUAUGGAAAACAUCAGAAUUCACCUUUAAGGGAUCAUAAAGUUUUCCUGAACUUGAACCCGGAGUCGGUUUGUCAGAACAAACAGCUGUUGGACUUUGGACGGCUGGUUUGAAGCCACAUGUGAGUUUUACUUCGAGGUUCAACAGGAAAAGCAGCUGCUCUGAACUUUCUGCUCACCUCUGAGAAAACCGAGGAAAAACUUCAGGAUGGCUGAGAGACGGGCGACGGCGAAGCCUGCAGCAGAACCGGACUUCUUGCAGUUUAACGACCUGGCCUGUGAGACGGUGGGAGGAAAGGUUAUUUUUGCCACAGAUGAAUGGUUUGCUCCGGCUAAAAACCUGCUGAAGCGAGAGCCUCCGCAGUUCAUCCCAUCUGCUUUCACAGAAUUUGGAAAGUGGAUGGACGGAUGGGAGACGAGGAGGAAGAGGAUCCCUGGUCACGACUGGUGCAUCAUUCAGCUGGGAGUGGCUGGUUUGAUUCAUGGACUUGAUGUCGACACGUCUUUCUUUACUGGGAACCACUCGCCUUACGUCUCCAUCCAAGCCACCUGCCUCGAUGAGCUGCCCCCGUUCACUCCCGGGGAAGAUCGGACCGGCAUGGCCGCCACUGGAGCUCAGAUCGCUGCUGUUGCCAAGCUGAGCUCAGAGGUUUGGCCAGAGCUGCUGGGCGAGUCGGCGCUGCAGCCUGGAUACGCAGACUGCUGUCACAACUACUUCAGGGUCAGCACCAAGAGGAGAGUCACGCACCUGCGCCUCAACAUGUAUCCAGAUGGAGGAAUAGCCAGACUCAAGGUGUUUGGUAUCGGCCAGAGGGAUUGGUCUUCCAUCCCGACCAACCAGGACGUCGACCUCAUAGCGCUGACCAAUGGGGGAGUCUGCCUCGGCUACAGCGACGCCCACUUUGGACAUCCGCGCAACAUGAUUGGACUUGGUCGAGGCGCCAACAUGGCGGACGGAUGGGAAACGGCCCGCAGAUCAGACCGGCCCAAAACUCUGAAGGCAGACCAGCGGGGAAUCCUCCAGGUGCCUGGCUGGGAGUGGGCCGUGUUUCGUCUCGGUCGUCCUGGGCUGAUCGGCAGCAUUGAGGUGGACACCAACCAUUUCAAAGGUAAUUUCCCAGACUCCUGUCGGAUCGAAGCGUGUCUUUUAACCCCUGAAGACGAGGCGCGGUGCAUCCAAACCAGAUGGAACUCUGGGAAAUGGGAAGUGCUUCUUCCACCUCAGAAGCUCCGUCCUCAUCACAGGCAUCAAUACAGCAAAGCAGAGCUGAUGCUGAAUGGACCCGUCAGCCAUGUUCGGCUCAUCAUCGCUCCUGAUGGAGGCGUCAGCCGCCUCCGUCUGUGGGGUCGGCCCAUGUUGGUCCCCGGAGCUCCAGCCAAUCAGAACAGACCGCCAUCCAAACUGUGAUCCGUCACCUCACUGACCUCACCAUGUGGGAGGUCUGAGGAUCUUAUUUGGAAGAAAUUGUGUUGAUGAUCUAAAUUUAAAAGUUUAGAAAGUGAAUGGUUCUAAUAUAACAAACCCACAGACAACUUUCCCAGGUUUCCCAGGUUUCCAGGGGAAAAGCAUGUGGUCGUCUCUCCAAGGUCCGUCUGUGUCCACAGAUAACGGUGUGGAGACAUCUGGACACAGACGACAGCCCUGCGUCUGUUGAAGUCAUUUUUAAACAGAAUCGCAGAAGUUGUUCUGUUUGGUUCUGAUGUUCUUCACUUUGAAUUUGUGAUUUUAUUAUUUCAAAGAGGAUCCGGUGCUGUGUCGACUUCCUGAAGGCCGAGUUUCAAGGUGUUAAAUUAUGACGACAAAUUUCCUUUAAAUCAUGUUUUAUAUGAA